Messenger RNA from Pisolithus orientalis, 4305 nucleotides. RefSeq lists its product as uncharacterized. The transcript has 7 exons. The coding region runs from base 1 to 4305 and encodes 1434 amino acids. The record is from RefSeq and is a predicted model, not a curated record. Lineage: Eukaryota; Fungi; Basidiomycota; Agaricomycetes; Boletales; Pisolithaceae.
AUGGCACCCCAGACACGUUCCCAGAGAGCCCUCAGAGCUGCUUCCAAUGCAUCCUCCACUGAUGAAAGUGAAAUCAGACUUGCAUUUGACAAUGUCAUGAAGGCCAUUUCUCCUCCAUCUCAUCAUUCAGACUCAGCAUGCUCUUCUCCUCUGUCCCCAUCCUACAGUGUAAUAAUGGGUGGUCUCCUUGCCAGAGCAAUGACUCCUCCAGAAGAUCCAGAAUCCUCUGUUGAUGAGGAUGAACUGAACCAGAUAUACGAGAAGUGCCAGGCCAUGGUAAACCACUUGAGUGGGUCAGAAGAGGAGCAUCAAAGCAAUGCCUCUGACGAUUCCUUUGUGAAUGUGCAUGGCCCAUCAGUUGCACCAUCGCAUCCACCCCAUCAGGACUCGAGUCAGGAGUCAGGGGUGCCUUCUGUACGUGAUAUCAUCAUGUGUUCCAUGGCCAGGCCUACCACAUGGGCGAUGGCCUACCAGACCCUAGGGACACUCCAGGGCAAAAUGCAUGUCCGCUAUGCCGACUUGUUCUCUGUCAUUCCAUCUGUCAGUGGGGGCACCCAUGCCUUACCAGAUGCACAGGAGAUUCAACUUUUUCGUCAACGCCAUCUCUUCGAUUCCCAUCCUGCCAAUCCAUCCAUUCCCAUUGCCUUUGUGGUCAUGCAAAACAGUCACUUCUUUGUUGCAGUCUUUGACUAUUGGUUGAACCUUGCAUUCAUCCUUGGAAGGCGCAUCGAACGUGUCCCAGAAACCCCUCAUCCCCACUAUGACCCACUGCAUGAUGACUGGAACACAUGGAAUGGCCCUUUCUACUGGACACGCAUAGCAUCGCUUCAUGGAUUCGAUGCCAUCGACCCAACCCAAGUUGAUGUGCAGGUGUACAAUUGGUCACAGAACGGUUUCGACUGUGGCCCCAUUGCAUCCUUUGUCAUGGAGUCACUCAUGAGAGGGGGGCUAUCUGGUGAUGGCAGGCCUACCAUCCACAUCCCUCCAAUUCCUUGUGGUCAUCGUCUCCGCCUUCGAAUGCUUGUCAUGGUGAAGGAGGGCUGUCGAAGGUGCUGGGAGGACUAUUGUUACUUGUCUACAACCACCCUUCCCCCUAGUCACAUAUGGACACAGUGGGACGACACCAAAGCCAUCAGUGAAGACAUCCUCAUGGAUGUGGAAAACCAAUCAUCUGGAGAGCAACAUGCUACCAUCGUCCGUGAGUUGAAUGUCAUUGGGGCCAACUGCCUUCGCUGCCAAAGGGGGGAUGACUCCAGCAAUGUAGUGAACCCUGAUGUGCACUCCGAUGGUGACUUUCCGACUGACACUGAAGAUGAAGGUGAAGACCAUCAUUUGCCUCUGGAUGCCAAGUCUCAGCGUCUCAGGGAUCUCCUUCGGCGCUACCCUUAUGUGAGCAGGGCCAGAGCCAGGGAUCGACUUCCUCCUCGGGCUGCCCAUGGUCAUCAAGUCGAAGGGGAAUCCACUCCAGAUGAUCCCCUUGAGAUCAUCCAGCGACACAAGCAUGUCAAGGACUGGUCAGCUGGAACGAUGUACCGUUUCCCACGUCCAACUCCGCCGGUAUACCUCCCUGCAUACCAAGGUCAACGAUGGAAACCUUUCGAUCGCAGGUUUGAUGAGUAUGAAGGAGGACCUGUCUUGGAAAGUUUGCACCAGGACCGCAACUGCAACGAGAUCGUGGAGGAGCCCUACUAUCGGCCUGGGAUGUGGACGUCCUUUCGAGAUUAUGGCUAUCGUCUGCUGAGUUCCUUCAACCAGAUGUUCUACUUGGGUCCCCCCAUCAGAUUGUCAGACCAUAUCCUCCAAGUGGGUGUUCCAGCUAACUACCAGUCUUCUCAUCAAAUCGGCGACCAUGUUACUGCACGUCAGAACAGUCUCGUGAACACCUUUGUGAAUGGGCGGCAUGAGGAUGGGCAUCACAUCUGCCUGGACCUGGAGCUGGAUCACAAGUUGGUGACUCCAGAGGAGUUGGAAGUCACUGUGGACAUUGACAGUCUCAUAUGGGUGACGCAUUCCCUACAGUUCAACACACCGCUGCCCAUCUACCUUGGUCCCAUCGUCGAGGAAAAGGCUCCUAUGCACAAGCACAAUCAUGUGUAUGUUGACAUCCUCGUGCCUCAGUCAGAGGCAGAUUCCAGUGCCAUCGGAAGCCGUACCGAAUGGUUGACCAUGGCAUUUCCUCUGUGUGGAGUACCUCACACAGUGUUUGGUGCCUUGAGCAAUGCUGCUGGCACCAUGAAUGUCUACAUUUGCUUCCCCAGGAUGAUCCACAGGGACGAGAUGACACACAAGCGUGCCAAUCGCAUCCCAAAGGAGCUGAUCCGUGCACAUGCAGAUGUUUCGAGUGCACCAUAUGUCUCUCUCACUCUGAAGGAAGUGCAGUUCAAGGCACGAAAGGGUGGCAAAACCAAGAAGGCUGGUCGGCCAAAAGCGGUCCCCUUUUCUAUGCAAGUGUUGAAGCAGAUCCAGAAGACCAUGGAGGCAAUCAUCCGAGAGGACCCUUCACUGAUUUGCAAACUAUGGUUCCUUCUUCUUUGUCCUGGAAUGCAAGGGAAUCAAGUUGUGGACGAAAACCACCCUGUCAGGAGCCGUUCAAAUGCCGCUCUGGAUUGGUCCCACAUGGUAGACAGGGCCAAUGGGGAGCUCUUGGUCGACUUGGGAAUCAGCAUUCACCCCACAUGUGAUGAAAAGCUCGUUGGAUUGUGGAGACUGGAUGCCCUGGAAGCUUCCUUUGGGGCAGGUGGAUAUUUGCGAGGAAAUGCCCACCACACUUGCAUGCUUGGACGGUAUGGGGGGAUCCAAGCAGAGAUGUCACAGGAGCGAGCAAGGCAAACUCACAUUGCAUUCAGAAGUGCAUAUAAUCUGGCCUAUGAGGUGAUCCGACCCAACGACAACAGCCCCACCUUUGUCAUGGACAAGGAUGCUUAUGCCCUGAACAAUGACUUCAUUGGGGAAUGCAUGCAGGCCAUCAACAUGUAUUCUGGAGAUGCAAAGAAGAGGUCAUAUGGGGUGCGAGACGAGUACAGGAUGAGUGGGGCUGCAGUGGAGCAGGCAAUACUGGUGGUGCCACAAAGGAUGGAAGAGCUUUUAGCCUCCAAUCCCAUUCUCUGGAUCCCGACCAAAGUCUGGUUGGAAUUUAUGGCUAGACGCAUCAGGGCCCUCCAGUUGGCUCAGAUCUCUCUCAAGGAACUGGAACCACCCAACCUUGGGAUUCUGACUGGCAUCAUCUGCCACAUGAUUCGGUGCACGUCCACCACUGCAAUAAUCCUUGACUUCCAUGUGAGAGAGUCCAUGGCCCUUCUGCAGGUCUCCAGGGUGUGUGAGCGGUUGGGAAUGUUCUUCCUUUUGGACCUGGACUUGCAUCAUGUCCCCCAUCUUCCAGAAGUUCAGGAUCAUGACGACCUGGAGGUGCUCAAGCUGAUGGAGGGAAAGUUGAAGAGGGGUGAUGGACGACCUGCCUGGCCAAGGAUUCCCCCUCUGGACGAAGUGGAACAAUUUCCCAUUGGCAGCAGACCGACGUGGGCCAAAUUGACAAGGACCAUCCAACUGCAGCCUUGGUUGAUCAUGCAGGACUGGAAGUGGUCGGCCCAACUGUCCAGUCUGGGGCCAGUGGUAGGGAAACUUUUCGUUCUGUUUACCUGUCAGCUUUGGAUCCAGUUGGAUGCGACUUGGCUGACAGGCUCAGAGGGAAAACCAGAGCCAACAUCUUUGGAAGAAGCCAUUCAGAGUUGGACUCUGAACCAGACCUUCAGGACAAUACGUGCCUGCGAAUUCAAGGCCUGCAAUGCAGAAAUUGCAGGGAGUGGAGGGGCUGGUCGCCGACAGUCAAGCUUUGCAGAGAGGGUCAACCUGUUUUUCCCAGGACCCACAGCAGGACAACCUUCACGGAGGUCACCAUGGAAUGUCUUCUGGACGAAGCCUGGCUAUAUUUGGGAGUAUCACCAGGUGAUGAAGAACAGGACACCCCUGGAGGAGUUUGAGGUGCUGGACCACCUUGGCAGGAUAUUUUCUGUCCUUCAGACAUUACCUGAUGCGACCAAAGGGAGUGAAAAGAGUCCUGGGAAGACAUGGCGGGUGGAGGGUGAGAAGGUGGUUCUGGUGACAAAUCCCAAGUUCUACAAGAUCGAGGGUAUCUCCACCGAGAAGGAACAGCAACAGGCCAGGAGACGAGCAUCUCAAGUGGUAAAGCCCAGGAAUGCACUGCAGAUGGAGCUCCUGGAGCAUGCAGGAUAUGAUGAACUGCUGGCUAGCAAGGCCCUCAUCUUAGAAAGGCAGAGGCUGAAAGAGGCACAGACUAAGAAGUCAUGA